Amorphotheca resinae ATCC 22711 is the source of this 1403-nucleotide messenger RNA. RefSeq lists its product as hypothetical. The record is from RefSeq and is a predicted model, not a curated record. Gene Ontology annotation, biological process: adenylate cyclase-activating G protein-coupled receptor signaling pathway. Gene Ontology annotation, cellular component: heterotrimeric G-protein complex. The transcript is spliced from 6 exons. Bases 171 to 1238 code for a protein of 355 amino acids. Gene Ontology annotation, molecular function: GTP binding; G-protein beta/gamma-subunit complex binding; G protein-coupled receptor binding. Lineage: Eukaryota; Fungi; Ascomycota; Leotiomycetes; Helotiales; Amorphothecaceae.
ACGCACUGCAGAAAAGCUGAACAACUUCUCUUCCCGCACGUCCCCGGCCCAGGGAAACGGCCAGUUGCCUCGGCGAGCGGGUUCCGCUCUCUUGACGACGAGGACAGGACGUUGAAUCCAAGCACACACGCGGGCGGGGCUGCGCGUGCAGCAGCCAGCGGCUCGGGAAGAUGGGUGCUUGCAUGAGCUCGAACAUGGAUGCGGAGGAGUCAAGGAAGAGGAGCCAAAUGAUCGAUCGGGGACUCGAGGAGGAUGCGCGGAGGCUGCGACGGGAAUGCAAGAUCCUCCUCUUGGGUUCCGGAGAGAGUGGCAAGUCGACCAUCGUCAAGCAGAUGAAGAUUAUCCAUCAGAAUGGCUACACGGUCGACGAAUUGGCCCUCUAUCGGCUCACCAUCUAUAAGAAUUUAACUGAUUGCGCCAAGGCUCUGAUCGGAGCCAUGCGGCAGUUUGACAUCGAACCACAGAACCCCGAAAACGUCGAAUACAGUGAUUUUCUGCUCGAUUAUCAAGUCGAUCCGGAUCCCCAUACGCCUCUGGGCAGGAAAGUCGGCAUCGCCAUCACCUCGUUGUGGAAGGAUCCGGCCAUGGAGCAGCUCUUAGAGAGGCAGAGCGAGUUCUAUCUAAUGGAUUCCGCGCCAUACUUCUUUGAAGAGGCCAUUAGAAUUUCGGACCCGGAAUACAUACCAGUCGAGGCGGAUGUUUUGAGAGCCAGAACGAAGACGACCGGUAUAUAUGAGACCAGAUUUACCAUGGGUUCUUUGAGCAUACACAUGUUCGACGUGGGUGGCCAGCGGAGUGAGAGAAAGAAGUGGAUUCAUUGCUUCGAGAACGUAACAUCGAUCAUCUUCUGCGUGGCCCUCAGCGAGUAUGACCAGGUGCUUCUAGAAGAGAGCAACCAAAAUCGGAUGAUGGAGAGCCUGGUGUUGUUUGACUCGGUGGUCAAUUCGAGAUGGUUCAUGCGGACCAGUAUCAUCCUGUUUCUGAACAAGGUCGAUCUCUUCAGACAGAAGCUCGGACGUUCACCUUUAAGCAACUACUUUCCGGACUACUCGGGUGGAGACGACAUUGGCCGAGCAUCAAAAUACCUGCUAUGGCGAUUUAACCAAGUCAACCGCGCACAUCUCAAUCUAUAUCCUCACCUUACCCAAGCGACCGACACGUCCAAUAUCCGACUGGUCUUCGCGGCUGUGAAAGAGACGAUUCUACAAAACGCUCUCAGAGAUUCGGGUAUCCUGUGAGCUUUAUUUCAUGAUAUAUCACGUCGGGUUUUGGCUGGGUUUUCUUUUUUCCCCUUUUUGGAAUCCUCCCAAUUCAGCGGAGCGGGCGUUUCGUUCGGGGUCAUACGUAUAGGAGUUUGGAGUGGCCAUCUGACCCGCACAGGUGGUAGGUAUUGCCGCGCAGAU